AUGGAGUUUACCACCCGCUUUGGGCUGCAUUCCCAAGCAACCCGACUCCGAGAAGCAAGCAACCCGACUCCGAGAAGCCCCGGGCCCGGCACGCCGGGGGGCCGCUACCGGCCUCACACCGUCCGCGGGCUGCGGCCUCGAUCACAAGGACUUGGGUCCCCCGAGAGCGCCGCCGGGGAGGGGGGCUUCUGGAGCGCGGCGGAGACGGCCCCGAAGGACGCCGGCCGGGCGGCGCGCGGCGGCCUCGGCGGGGACAGAGACGAGAGAACGACGGCGCCCUCGCGCGCCGGAGACCGCGACAGAGGGGGACCGGCGAAGGAGGAGGGGGUCACAACCCCCGUUCCCCGGCCCUCCCGCCCGACGCGCGCGCGGCAGCACGGCACGGUACCCGCCGGGUACCCACCCGCAGACAGCCGCCCGCACGGGGGGGAAGCCCGGGGGCGAGGCCCGCGCCUCGCCCCCCCUCUCGGCCCUCUCUCUCUCUCGGCCCUCGGCGGCGCGCGUUCGACGCCGUCUCUCUCUCGCUCUCUCCCCGGCCGCCGCCACCGCACUGCGGCGCGGCCCCGGCGGGGACGAGCUCCACCCCAGCGGCUCGCUCCGGGAGCGGGGAGCUACGGAGCGCUCCCCGAGUCUGCAUUUAGGGGGACGAAGGCCCUGCGCGGCCGACCGCGACCGCGACGACGCCCGCCGGGCCGCAGGGAAAGGAUCGAGGCCGCCGAGGGGAACCGCUCCCCUCGCCGCGCCCCUACCGCCUUCCCUCCGGGCACCGGCCGGCCGCCGCCGCCGCCGCCCACCGCGGGCAACGGGCCUGCGAGGCGACCCCAGCCGCGCCGCCGGGGUGGCCCCCGGACGGCGAUUGAUCGUCAAGCGACGCUCAGACAGGCGGAGACGCCGCCUCGUGUGCCGUUCUUCGGAGGCGGCCCAGGCGCCCGGGCUCGGCCCGGCCUCCGCGCGGAGGGCCAGCACGGCGCGCGACGGACCGCGGGGGGCACGGCGGCCCGCCCGACCUCGAUUGCACGGGACGACACACACGCACACGCGGCCGGGGGCACGACGGCCGUCGGCCCCCGCACGCGCCGGCUCCCCUUCGCCGCGCCGCGGCGCGGCCGGCUCUCCCCAGCGGCCUUGCAACGCUCGAGACGGCACGCGCCGACGACCGCACCGCCGGCGCGCCCCCCGCGGGAACCGCUCCCGUCGGAAAGGCCAGCGACCGGCGGCCGCACCCCGUCGCCGGUGCCGGAGGCGGACGCCACCGAGACCCGAGCCGGCGCCGCGGGUGCCCGAGGCCGGCCGGGCGGCGGACCCGCCGCCGCCGCGGCCGCCCUGCCGGGCCCACCGCAGCCGCGUCGCGCCGUCGGGGCCCCUUCCCCCGGGCACGCGCCCGGCGGAAGGCGUACGGCGCCGAGCCGGGGGGCAACGCCCGCUCGCCGCGCUCCCACGCGGAGACCGGGCGGGGAAGCGCCCCCGCGGCUGCCCGCACGCCCUCCCUUCGGCCCACACGCGGCCGGGAAGGGCGACGGGAACGCGACGGGUGAGGCCCGGGCCGGGACGGCCGACGGCGCCGGAGGGCGCCGCCCGGCAGGCCGCCCCCGCCCCCCCGGGCGGGAGGGGGGGACACUCGCCGAGCGGCGACGCCGCCGCUCGGCACGGGGCCGCCCGCGCUCGCGGGCCUCCGCCGACGGAGGCACCGCCGAGCGCUCGCCCCAGACGGGGUGGGGGGGCGGUCGGGCCGGGGACGUCCGGCGGACGGCGCCGCCGGUGCGUUCGAGGAGAAGGCCGUCGAGGGGAGAGGCACGGCCGCGCCAAGGAGAGAGCGGCCAAGGAGAGAGCGCGGCGGGCGCCGGCGGCCGCAACCCCGCGGCUGAGGAAAGGCAGAGAGCGCGCGCUCUCUGCCGGCAUCGCCCCGGUUUCGAGGGGAGCGGGUCGGCCGGCCCCGCGGCACGACCGCGCGCCGCGGCCUCUCCGCCGAGGCCGGGCCGCAGAGAGGGGGGGGCAGGGCGCCCCUCCCCGGCGCGGCGCGGUUACCCGCCGCCCGCAGCGCGCGGCGGAGACGACGGCGGCGGCGGGCGCGCGGCCGGUGGCAACGGACACCACCGCAGGGGAUCGGCGGGAGCGGCUCCCCACCCCUCAGUGGCGCCGCGCCACCGCCCGGCGCACGCCUGCCGCCGCCGGCACCGCCGCCGCCGCCGCGGCGGGGCGCGCCGAGCCGCCCGAGUCUUUAAACCGCCGCCCGGCCCGGCGGGCCCCUUUCGGCCCCCGCGGCGUUUGACGACGCCGAGGGAACCUGGGGACCCGCCGAGGCGCGGAGCGCUAGGUACCUGGCCCUGGGGCGAGGGAGACGACCUGCAUGGCCCCGCCGGGGUGCCUCUCCCGCUGCCGCCCUCGGGGGAGCGUCCACCGGCGGGGGCGCGCCCGACAUCUGCCGCCACCACCGCGGCGUCCUUCUCGGGGCCCGGGGUCUCCCUCAGUAGCCCGGCGCUGCGCCCGAGAGGACGACCGCGGCUCGGGCCGCCCCGCCGGCGCGGAGACGCGGCCCGACCACCGAGCACGCUCGGCCGACCCCGCCGGGAGGCCGCGGCGCCGGCGACGGGACGACCGAAGCCGCCACCGCCGCCGCCGCCGCCGCACCAGCCCGGCGGCGGGUCGCACGCGAGGGGAGCGCGCACGCGCCCCGGAACGCCCGGGGGCUCGGCCCUUGGAGUUCCUCCGCUGCGCGAGGGGCCGCUGGGCCCGAGAGCGGGAUUUCGCCGGCCGGCGGCCUCGCCACCCGGUCCCUCGCCGGUCGCCAUCGGCCGCCGACGAGUGCGACGGCCGGACGGCCGGCCGUCGCUCGACGGGCGAAGGAGCGAGGGCGGGGGCCGGCGCGCCUCCGGGAGGGGCCGUGCCGAGCACCCCUCCCUCCCGGCACCCGGGCGGCUCUCGCGCACCGAGAGGAGAGAGCCGGGCUCGGGCGCCCGCGUGCGCACCGGCGACCGGCGUUCGGCGGCGCCGGCCGCGGCGGCCGAAGGCUCGGGGCCGGCCGCCCCGCCACCCUCCGGCGGGGACGGACCGGCGGCAGACCGGCGCAAGCCGGGGGAGGGCGGGGAGGAAAGCAGCCGCGGCGGCGGCGACGAGCGCGCCGCGCUUCGAGGCCCGGUCGCGACGCGCGGUGUAGCGCGGGGAGAGCCCCGCCCGCGCGCACGGUGCCGGGCACGCGCGACGCUUCGCCGCGCCGAGCGGCUCCUUCCCCCCGUCCGCGACCCCGCCCCGGGCUGGGGGGUGCCGCGCGCCUCCAUCUCCUUCUCUCUGGGGCUGCGGCGCGCGGCGCGCGGCGGGCUCGGCCAACGAGCCGCCGCGCCGUCGGGAAGGGCGUGUGGCCCCCGGGGCCGACCGAGGCCGGCGGCCGGGGGCCGAGCGAGCGAAACGGAGCGGGCGUGCGUGGACGCCGCGCGCGCGCCACCGGCCGGACGGCACGGCAAACGCGGCGGGCGCCAGCCCCCAACCGAUAGUCAAGUUCGACCGUCUUCUCGACACUCCGGCAGGGCCGUGGCCGACCCCGCCGGGGCCGAUCCGAGGACCUCACUAAACCAUCCAAUCGACUUGGGUUUCCCGGGAGCUGCCCGGCGGGUCAUGGGAAUAACGCCGCCGGAUCGCCAGUCGGCAUCGUUUAUGGUCGGAACUACGACGGUAUCUGAUCGUCUUCGAACCUCCGACUUUCGUUCUUGA
This is a messenger RNA of Passer domesticus (house sparrow), 3705 nucleotides long. Its product is annotated as collagen alpha-1(I) chain-like. Bases 1 to 3705 code for a protein of 1234 amino acids. The transcript has 6 exons. Lineage: Eukaryota; Metazoa; Chordata; Aves; Passeriformes; Passeridae. The record is from RefSeq and is a predicted model, not a curated record.